CCAAUCGCGCAUAUUUACCGAAUAAAUUUAGUCUGACAGCUGUUUACGUUUCUUAAAAGAUUAUAAAAAAAAGGACAUAUUUAUUAUUGUUUUAAAUUAAAAUCAUAGUUUAAUAUACCACGUAUCACAUUCAAUAUUUAACUAACAUUUUUGACAUUUGUAGGAUUUCGUCAUGGGUGAUCAAAAAACAGUUGAUUUGCUGUGGAACUGUGCCUCCAAACUAACCGACCAAGCCCACACAGUACGGAUUCUCAAAUCUUAUUACAUAACCACCUGCAAGAAACUGGCCCGGCACAAUGUCCAGUUGCCCGAUGACAGCUUUGGAUCCGCACGCAUGUGCUCCCGCUGCGGGAACCAGUGGACGGAUGGUCGCUACCAACUCCACCUCCAGCCACAAGAACUGAAGCAAAGUGCCAAAAACCGGAGACUUAUUGCACGGCUAGAAGCCGUGAAUAGCAAGCUAGCAAAGGGCGAGAUGACAAGCGGAGCCAGGAAACGGGGCAAGUGGCUGAAAAAGCGAAUGGCCAGCAAAAUGGCCGUGGACUGUGACGUUUGCCAUCACAAGACGAUGUUGGAUUUGGAGAAGGGUCGAAAACGCGCCAAAGUUAAAGACACGGAGAGGACAAUGGCAGCCACACAACUUGCGCCAGCGGUCCAAAAUGAUAAGAAAGCUAAAAGGAAGAAGUCUCAGGCGCCGAAUAAAGAUAUUAAUGCAGGCCUGAAAAUUCGGCUGCAGCAAAAAGCACCGCAGCAACAGCCUCCCAAAUCGUCAGCGCCGUCUAAAAAGGCAUCCCAACCAGUCGGAAUAGUUGCCCAAAACCCAAGUCAGACGUCGAAUAAGAAAAAGAAGAAGCCAGCCGCACCCAAAACUCAGUCCAAAACCCAGAAACAGAACGUACUAUUGCAACUAGCCGCCCAGCUAAAGUCGAACGCGUUUAAAGACGCCAGCAAAUCGCAGCACAACCGCCUGCAAGAGUUCCUCAAGUAGCGGCGUAAACAGCCCCGGCCAUGCAUUAAAGUACAAAGAAUGAAAAUACUUGUUAUGGCACAUAAUUAAGCGUUAGCACAAUACUAGAAACAGACUCUUUGUGCCGCUUGAUAAAGGCAGCCAAGGUGGGAACCUGUUAUCCAGUCGCCCGGUCUUCUGGGUCGAAACACGCAACGGGCAUGCACUUAUCACAGCUUCCCGAGACAAGACCAGGCGGGGGGAUUCAAGGUUGUCCAGAUAUUGCGCAGCCAACCUGGUCAGCAUGCUUAAUUUAUUUCUCGGAGCGCAACGUUUAAUUAAAAUUGAGUUGUUUGCCACAGUGUCCUAUGUACGCGUCCUUCAAAGCUGCCCCCAAAAAGGGCAGCCGAUCGGCUCUGGACAGCCUGCUUUAUCUGCCGCGGAUAGCAAAGAGCACACGCACAGGAGAAGUCUCCAGUCUCGGAUUGUCUUCGUCUUCGACCCAUGCCUCUACUUCUCCCCUUCUGCGCGGAAGACUCAGAUUUCUCGGCAGCUGCGGCAACAACAUCUGUCUGCCACGUUAGAAGAUUUCUGGUUCCACAGACUAGCCUCUGGGCACGAACUUCUUGUGUCAUAUUCAGAGUGAGCAAAAGGAAGUUUAGUUUACAUAAAUGAUGUAAUUUUUAAGAAUUGCUUGUCUACAUUAAGAAAAGUUAUAAUAUA
This is a messenger RNA of Drosophila teissieri, 1669 nucleotides long. RefSeq lists its product as uncharacterized. The coding region runs from base 173 to 988 and encodes 271 amino acids. NCBI's taxonomy places the organism in Eukaryota, Metazoa, Arthropoda, Insecta, Diptera, Drosophilidae. The transcript is spliced from 4 exons. The record is from RefSeq and is a predicted model, not a curated record.